Messenger RNA from Cladophialophora immunda, 4218 nucleotides. RefSeq lists its product as uncharacterized. NCBI's taxonomy places the organism in Eukaryota, Fungi, Ascomycota, Eurotiomycetes, Chaetothyriales, Herpotrichiellaceae. The record is from RefSeq and is a predicted model, not a curated record. Bases 74 to 3982 code for a protein of 1302 amino acids. The transcript is spliced from 2 exons.
AGCAGUCCAAACUCGCCGUCAUUGUGAACAAUAUGCUUGCCCUGUCUUUCCUCGUUCUCUCUGACUGGAAAUCAUGACGGACUGUUCGCCUCCAGGAGUCUGGCGUCUCAGACAAUUAGGAGAAGGCUCUCCACGUCGGUGGCGGAUCGAACUCUGCCCGCCUCCUACACUCGGCUUGGCCAACAAGGAAUUUGAAGUCUGCGACCCUUUUGAAUCCACCUCUCAGGAACAGCUUUUGCGAUGGUACUUUGAAGAAUACAGCAACGAACCAUUUGCCAGGACUCGCGCGCGGGAUGCAGAAGCUCUCCUGGAACGCUACCGUUCUUCUCUCUUCGAGCAGCUUGGCUUUUCCAAGUUCAAAAGCCCACUCUCCGACGACGACGGGCAUGAAGACGAGGACAUAUUGCUGAGUAUUUUGCUUACCCCCGAUCAGAACGGAAUCGACCGAAUCAACUGGGAAAUCUUGGAGCAGCCCACGGCGGGAAUUCCUCGCAUCCGAGUCCAAAGAGAGCUUGUUGUACCAGACAAUGGGCGACAGAGCAAGACCGUCCCAUCAGUUCCGGGAUCGGUCUUUCACAUCUUGGUGGUCACAGCAAGGUCUCAUGCGAACGCCGAUGUCCCCCCGCGUCUGACGGCUCUCCCCUUGGUGGAGGCUCUCUCAGGCGUCCGACCCGGCCGUGUUGUGGUUGAGCUGGUGAGGCCGGCUACAUUUGGCGAGCUGAGGAGGAGACUGACUGCCGGAACGGCCCGCGGUGGCUUUGGUCUCGUGCAUCUGGACAUGCACGGGAACGUCAGUUCGGAGAAUGGAGCCACCCUCGACUUUGUCGAUCAGGCGCUGUCUCAUCGUGAACGCCAUUCAGCUGAUGAAGUCGCUGAGCUGCUCUCGCAGAAUGGUGUGAAAUGGGCCGUUCUAUGCGCCUGCCGGACGGCCAUGCCGGGCAAUACCGGUGACAUGGGGAGCAGCAACCUCGCAUUGGUCUUCCUGCGUCACGGCAUCCGCGGUGUCCUUGCCAUGAGAUACGAGCUCAAAGCGGCGGCUGCCCCUAUUAUCACCAAAACAUUCUACCGUGCCUUGUGCAUCGAGGGCAAGUCGUUCAUUGAAUCCGCGGGUGCGGCCCGCGAAGCCCUCAUGCAAAACCGCCGACGAAGAGCCAAGUAUGCCGAAGCCGUCGAGAUACAGGAUUACUGCGUGCCGGCGACAUACUGCUUGUCCGAGGGACACUCCGGCCCGGUCUCUCUUCUCCCGGAGUCACAUCUCUCAGCGCCAACAGUGACUGCACCGGUGUUGUUUGGCCGAGACAGUGACGUGGAGCGGUUAGAGGUGAUGCUGGUCAAGCCCGACCGAGCCAUGUUUGUCAUCUUGAAGGGAACCGUUGGGAUCGGCAAGACACAGAUGCUUCGACAUCUGAAGUGGUGGUGGUCGCGUUCGGGGCUGUUUGAUUGCGUCGUCUACGUCAACACACGCCUAGUCGAAGGGGGGAGCACGGCAUCAGAAUCUUGUGCAGUAGGUCUUGCGGCACUUGUCGAGGGCAUUGCUUGGGUCUUGGGAGCAGAAGGUGUUUUAGUUCCCACAAAAUGCCCUGUCGAAAACCUCAACGCCUUGGGCGAAUGGAUCGAAACGACAGGGCGGCAGUCAGCUGUCCUGCUGCUCGACGGGAUCGACGAACUUUACCGUAUGGGGUGCAAAACGACUGACACUCAAGAAAAGUGGCAUGAGUUUCUCCGGGCGGCUCAGAACCUGAGCGGGAAGGUUACGAUUGUCAUGGCCAUGACGAAGACUGAUUACCUUGUCCCCAAAGAGCUGAACACUUGCGUCUUCCCGCUGCAAGCCGCGAUGCUCCCUUCUGCCGCAGCGGACCUGAUACUUCACUACUCUGGCACACGGCUCGACCUAUCCGAAGCGGGGAAUGAGCCGGAAAGAGACCUGAAGAAUGCACUCUCGGCGCUGUCUUGUAAUCCCACCGCCAUCCAGUGCCACAAAAAUGACCUCGCGAAGCCGUUCUGCGGCCUGGGAAAGAUCCUAGACUGGAGCGACCGAAAUUCUGAUACACGGAUAUCACCCUACCUUUGGGAAUCCGCUCGAGCAGACAUGAUUAUAUGGAGAGUAAUCCACGGUAUGUCCGGCCAGGGGCAGGUCUUGGACAUCUUUGGAUUGCUGCUCCUUGGGUUUUUCACCUGCGUAAUUCCCGAGGUCGAGUCUUUGGAGCCGCUCAUCGUAGAUUUUGACGAAUUUCGAAACUCCGAGGAGUUCGAGGAAUACUUCGAGCAAUUCGAAAAAGUCGAGCAAUUCGAGGAACUCUUCGAGAUCUCCGAGAUGCUUGUGGGAAAUGUCCGACACUGCGGCAUCCCCCUCGAGCUCUGGGAUUUCAUGCACCACAGGCGUCCCACCCAGAGCAAUAGUCUUGCAACAGCAAUCUCGAACGCCCUGGAUCUUUUGAGAGCCGCGGGGCUUGUCGAUAUCGAGAUAGGUCCAGUUAUGGGUGGUCAGCGGUACCACGUCAUCAACCCCUGCGCGACGCAAUCCCUACGAGACAGCUUAACGUUCCUGGUUCCUCCCUACCCUCUUUUUGUCAUGCUUGAGAUAUUCAAGAGCUAUCAAGCGGGCCGGUCGGACAAGAUGUUGUGGCUCACCAAAGAUAUGUCGGUGCGUGCAGGGCUGCGGGAGUACGCUCCGCUUGUGCUAACGGAGAGAUUCACCCUCCUCUCAGUGAUAUUGCACUAUCUGAACGACCAGCUUAGCCCUGAUCCCGUUUCUUGGAGCCAGAUCCCAAUCGAAACGUUGAGAGUCGUUUGGCCAUCCAGCAUGGGUGACGACCGUCUGUGUCCCGAGCUACUCGGUUCCACAAUGCUAAAGUGGAUUCGCAAGUUCAAAGACUCCGAGUUCAGCGAAGCCCAGAUCGAGUGGCCCGACUGUCAGAACAAGCUGUGGCUCCUCAAUUGGGCGGUGGACUACACGAUACGGUACAAUCAUCCGAGCGAUCUCGCUUUCGUGUUGCCGCUGCGCGAAGCGGUUCGGAAGCGGCAAGCACAGUCUCGGCUCGAACACGGCGUCAAAAACUCUGCAUGGCCGGAACGCAAGGCGCUCUGGACGAACUUCGGCCUGGCAGUCGCCGCGGGCGACGCCGCUCGCAUGGCUGCGGUGUCCCAAGCCAUCAUGCAGGAUAGGCUUUUGUCCGACGAUGACUGGGGUUGGUUGGGCCGAGUGGUGGACGUAAACACUGCAGCGCUAGAGGCGAUACCCUUCCGGCCUGACAUCUCCAAGGCUCCAAACUUAGAGACCGUUCUGGAAGGCCUGAGUCUCGCGCGGGAGCGCACAGCCUCAACAUCGACAAAUCCAGAGCAAGAAUGGGCCAUCUCCAGCACCCUCCGGCAGAAUGUGGCCAUGGUGGAAUCCAUUGAUAGACAGAGUCAGACGGCAGAGCAGUACAUCAAGUUGUAUUGCGCGACGGCUCUCAGGGACAAGUUCCUGGACGGUCUUCUGACAAGUCUGCCGCCAGGCUACAUCGCGCGUGGGUCCCGCUUCAUUGAUUACCUUGGCAGAGGCGACCUGUCCCGGGCAAAACAAACAGCGUACAAAGCCUUCGAGGAGGCUGUCGAAGAGCAGCAGGCGCAUAUCGCCGCGACGUGGCGGGGGGUAUGUGAAGAAAUGGAGCGUUUGGAUGCCGAGGAGGAGAGCCACGAGGGACUACGCCAGGUGAUUCUGGAGUACCUAAACCGUACCCCGGGGACAGAGCUUUCGCGCGCCGUUGUUACGGAGGACUAUGCGGCUGCAUACGAGCUCGUAGAGGCAACACUGGCCGUGGCUGAGAUGACGAAGCCAAGAGGAGAGGAAGUACGAAUGCUGAGAGAGACUGCCAAGGUCUUGGAUCAAGGCAGGGCGAACGGGGGAAAAGAGAAGGCUAAGUGGUGGGAUGUGCUGUUUCGGCUGUUCCGGAUUGGGAGGGAUGUCAAGGUCUCUGCCGAGAAAGGGGAGCCUAGUUGACGAACUAUGAUCAGGGAGGUACGGUUCCAGAAUGUGACGUUGGAAAUUCAAGGAGGAAGUGAUAAUCACACCUGCCAAUGGAAUGGCAGACAAAUGGCUCGGCUUGCGUUGUUCGUUUCUGCAUUGAUAUCCAGCAGAAUAGGCAAAAGUCACACACGGUGGAGAGACAAGGAGUACUCAGCCUUGUCCAAUCUCUAGUUAGGAAAACCAUUCAAAAGACUCGUAUUUAUUCCGGC